This is a messenger RNA of Hyla sarda, 2228 nucleotides long. It is a transcript of the gene HLF, whose product is annotated as HLF transcription factor, PAR bZIP family member. Gene Ontology annotation, biological process: regulation of transcription by RNA polymerase II. The transcript has 4 exons. The record is from RefSeq and is a predicted model, not a curated record. Gene Ontology annotation, cellular component: nucleus. Gene Ontology annotation, molecular function: RNA polymerase II cis-regulatory region sequence-specific DNA binding; DNA-binding transcription factor activity, RNA polymerase II-specific. Bases 203 to 1093 code for a protein of 296 amino acids. Lineage: Eukaryota; Metazoa; Chordata; Amphibia; Anura; Hylidae.
GGCGGUGACGCCUGUCGACUCCUGCACAUGGAGAUGGGGAUGAUCACAGCCUCGCUGCACAGAGCAGGAUUUGCAACGGGAGAGUCAGGAGCAGCAGUGUGACAGGUCACCGGGCUGCACAACUAUCUGUAUUAUCCAGUGCACAGUUCAGCCUGCUUUUUCCUGACUUCACCACCGUGAAAUCCCUGCAACAAGAUCAGAGAUGGAGAAGAUGUCGAGGAUGUUACCGCUCAACCCAACUUUUAUACCUCCAACGUACGGGGUGCUGAAAUCUCUGCUGGAGAACCCGCUGAAACUACCGCUACAUCACGACGAUGCCUUUUGUAAAGAAAAAGACAAAGAAAAGAAACUUGAAGAUGACACCACAGGUUCAACCAUCCCACAGUCGGCUUUCUUGGGGCCAACGCUCUGGGACAAGACCUUGCCGUAUGAUGGAGAUACCUUCCAGCUGGAAUACAUGGACCUGGAAGAGUUUCUCUCAGAAAACGGUAUUCCACCAAGUCAGUCCCCUCACGACCUGAGCUCUCAUCAGCCUAGUCUCCAACCAUCUCCGGUGACAUCACCUUCCGUCAUCAAUCUGAGCAGUCGGGCGUCCACAUCUGUCUUACCUGGCUUGGUGCCCCAAAACUGUAUGCACAGUCCAGUGAGACCUGGUCAGAUUUUGCCUGCAAACCGCAACACCCCAAGCCCAAUAGAUCCAGAGACCAUCCAAGUGGCCGUAGGAUAUGAGCCAGACCCAGCAGAUCUUGCCUUGUCCAGCAUCCCAGGUCAGGAAAUGUUUGACCCUAGGAAACGCAAGUUUUCAGACGAAGAGCUAAAGCCUCAGCCAAUGAUUAAGAAGGCGCGUAAGGUCUUCAUACCAGAUGAUCUGAAGCAGGAUGAAAAAUACUGGGCAAGGCGUAAAAAGAACAAUAUGGCUGCCAAGAGAUCAAGAGACGCGCGCAGGCUAAAGGAGAACCAGAUUGCCAUCCGAGCUUCAUUCCUGGAGAAGGAGAAUUCUGCCUUACGGCUGGAGGUUGCUGACCUGCGGAAAGAGCUGGGCAAAUGUAAAAACAUUUUGGCAAAAUAUGAAGCCCGUCAUGGGCCCAUGUAAGGGCCUGACCGGGUGUGGAGAAGCACGGACACCUUCAUUCCUGCUGAGUAGCAUAAACACGUACCAACCUACUUCUGUCAUCAGCACUUUACUGGAAGAAGAAACAGACUUGCAAUGUCUUUUUUUACCAUUAUUAUUAAUUUCAUUAUUUUUUUCAUUUCUUUUUGUUUGGUCUUAGCACUUUCCAUACUACAAAGCGCUUUAUAAAAGGGUACGGCUCACCUUGACUGUGUCAGGUGUUUUUCUAGUACCCUCAUCAUCUGCUCUGGAGUCAAACUGUGGUGAUACCCAAAAAAAACCUUGGAGCCAGAAAAAUGAGUUCUUAACCUUGAAUCACAUGAACUUCUUCUCAAGACAUUCCCCAUCUUAAUUUUUUUCCCAGAGAACUCGAUUUCCUUGCCAUUAUUCCCAGUUGUCCUUCAGUCGACAACAAAACCCUUAUUCAUGUGGGAUUUUACUGAAAAGUAUUGUCAGAAAACUAUUUUUUUCCUUUCCUUUGUGUAUUAAAACUGUUAAAUAAUAGUAUUCACCAUAACAUUUAUUUCCGUUAUUUCAUUCUUACAUUCUAUGUGCCCUUUUGGUCAAAAUAAGAGAAAUCCUUAAAGGGGUACUCUGCUGCUCAGCGUUUGGAACAAACUGCUCCGAACGCUGGUGCCGGCGCUGGGAGCUCAUGACGUCCCGCCCCGCCCCUCGAUGCAAGUCUAUGGGAGGGGCUGUGAUAGCUGUCACACCCCCUCCCAUGGACUUGCAUUGAGGGGGUGGGUAGGAAAAAAAUGUUUUUUAAUGAACAGAAAGUUAUACAGCUCAGUAAAUUACUUAUUUUUAAUAAUCUUAAUCCUUUCAGUACGUACGGAUCAGCUGCUGUAUACUACAGAGUUCAUGUCAGGAACUGUCUGAAGCAGUAGAGAUUUGCUAAGCAGAGUGAGCUGUAGUCAGACCGGAAAGAACUACACAACUUCCUCUAGAGCAGCUGAUAAGUACUAGAAGGCAUAGACGUAAUUUACUGCUUUGUUGAUUUAUGUGCAUUUUUCCCCCCGUACCCCUUUAAAGGGGUACUCUGCUGAUCAUCAUUUGGAACAAACUGUUCCGAAGGCUGGAGCAGGCGUCAGGAGCUUGUGAAGUCAUAGCCCCGCCC